ACCCCUUCUUCUGUUGAAGAACAAGAGGUUUUAAAAGAAACCUCCUCUUCCAAUGAAGAUCAAGAGGUUUUGAAAGAAGCUCCCACUUCUGUUGAUGAACAAAAAGUUUUAAAAGAAACCCCCUCUUCAGAUAGAGAUCAAGAAAAUUUAAAAGAAACCCCUUCUUCAGACGGAGAACAGAUUUUGAAAGAUACUCAAACUAUUGAAGGAAAACAGGAGGUUCUCUUGACAGAAUCAGAAAUCAAAGUAGAACCAGAGGAUACUCAAGAAUCUGAAUAUGGUGAAUUAAAUGGCUCUAUAAUUAUUUUAAGCGAUGACGAAGACGAAUUACCAGUACCUUUAUCAAUACCUCUAUCAGCAUCAUCUCAUGCAAAAGAACUCAUUAAUUGUCUAAAUGAAUCACGCUACUGUAUACCAAAGCGCUGUUCAUCUACUUUGGCUUAUUAUGAUGGCUAUUUACCUGUUAACUUACCAGAUCGCCGAAGCGUAUCUGUUCCAAGGGAGAUCAACUUAGCAUGUGAAAAAAAACCAAAACCAAUACUACCAGUCUCGGCUUAUAUCGAUUUAUUAUCUGAUAGUUCUGAUGAGAAUGAUAGUGAUUGUUCAUCAGAAAAUAAAUUGCGACCUAAUCUCAAACGUAAAAGAAGUCUGAAUAAUUUACUACACAAUUUUGAGAUAGAAAAUACAAGAAAAACAAUGAAACCUGGGCCUAAGUCUAAAACUAGAAAUAUUGCCACAGUUCAUGAAAUGAUAACUGAAGCAAAACUGUUAGGAUUAGGUCCAUCAAUGGAAUCUGACACUUCUGAUGAUGAUUCAGAUAUGUCAGAUGAAGAAAGUGAAUUAUAUAUUAUGGAUACUAUAGAUCUUAUGUCUGCAACUGAUGAUGAACCUGAUGAUGGUGAUUUAAAACCUGAGGCCGAUGAUGAUGGUAAGAAAGAUUGUUUAUCUGAUGAUGUAAAAGAAAAUUCGAUCAAUGGUGAAAAUAAAAUGAUUGAUAACAAAUUAAGUGCAACAUUAGAUGAUGAGACCAAUGGAAAUGAAGUAUUAGAAAAAGCAAUUGAUUCAAACAUAAUAAAAGAAGAUGAAAAUAUGGAAAACAAAGAAUUGAAAAGUAUGGAAGUUCAUCCAAAUCAAAUGACAGAAGAUAAAAGUUGCAGUGAUGAAAUAGAAAAAAAAAAUAACUUAAAUGAUACAAAUGAACUAUUAAAAGUUGGAGAAUAAAAAUUUUAAUUAUUUUCCAAAUCAAACGUUAUAAGAUAAGAACGAGAAUGUUUAAAGGUAAUUAUGUAAAUAAAAAUAUUUUAAAUCAUUCCAAAGCAAGAAUUAAACAAAUUAAUUAAAUAAUUUCCAUUUUUUAAUAUCAAUUAAUGUAAUGAAACCGUAUAAUGAUCAUCACAACUGAA
Melanaphis sacchari is the source of this 1403-nucleotide messenger RNA. RefSeq lists its product as uncharacterized. The record is from RefSeq and is a predicted model, not a curated record. The annotation marks the transcript as partial. Lineage: Eukaryota; Metazoa; Arthropoda; Insecta; Hemiptera; Aphididae. The transcript has a single exon.